This is a messenger RNA of Dreissena polymorpha, 2669 nucleotides long. Its product is annotated as nuclear migration protein nudC-like. The transcript is spliced from 11 exons. Gene Ontology annotation, cellular component: cytoplasm. The coding region runs from base 99 to 1115 and encodes 338 amino acids. The record is from RefSeq and is a predicted model, not a curated record. Gene Ontology annotation, biological process: protein folding. NCBI's taxonomy places the organism in Eukaryota, Metazoa, Mollusca, Bivalvia, Myida, Dreissenidae.
UGCUUCAAUAACGACUGAGGUGCUCCGAGUAUAUAGAUUGAACUCGAAAACUAGUGACAAGACAGAACUCGCCAUUUUCUUUUACGUUUACAUUAAAUAUGGCAGAUGACGAAAAAUUCGACGGUGUUAUGCUAAAUUUGGCUACACAGCUUGAAGGAGGCGUACCCGAGCUGCUGGAGAAAAUAUUCAGUUUCCUGUCCAGGAAAACUGACUUCUACACUGGCGGAGAAAAGGGACAAUCAGAAAAGAUGUUGAUGGAGAAGUUCCGCAAGUAUGAGAGGCAGGCCCAGGAGAAGCAGGCUGCCCUGAAAGCUGAGAGGGAGGAGGAGGAGAGGAGGAGGCAGGAACGAAUACGCAAGAAGAAAGAAGAGGAGGAGGCAGCCCUCAGUGAGCCCAAGAUCAAAGAGCUGACAGAGGAGGAGGCAGAGAAACUGCAGCAGCAGCUAGACCAGAAAAAAGUCGAGACGAAAGUGGAGCCUGAGGCUGAUAAGCCUGCUGUGGAAGAAGUUCCUCCUGCAGAGAAUGGGCCAGCUGAGGAGAAGAAGGAAGGAAAUAAGUCAGAUGAGGAGGAGGAUGAAGAUGCUAAAGGGAAACUGAAGCCAAACUUUGGAAAUGGUGCAGACCUUGAGAAGUACUCCUGGACUCAGAGCUUGUCAGAGUUAGAAGUUGUCAUUCCAUUUGAUGUGAAGUUUAGAAUAAAAAGCAAAGACAUUGUUGUCAUCAUAGAGAAAAAGAGUGUGAAGGCAGGCUUAAAGGGCCACCCCCCGGUGAUAGAGGGAGAUCUCCAGCACGACAUCAAGGUGGAAGAGUCCACGUGGACACUGGAGGAUGGCAAACAGCUGAAACUCUUCUUUGAAAAGGUGAACAAGAUGGAGUGGUGGAGUAAAGUAGUCAUGACUGAUCCAGAGAUUAAUACAAAGAAAGUCCAGCCAGAAAAUUCCAAGUUGUCAGAUCUGGACGGGGAAACACGGUCGAUGGUCGAGAAAAUGAUGUUUGAUCAGCGGCAGAAAGAAAUGGGUCUGCCGACGUCAGAUGAGCAAAAGAAGCGUGAUGUGAUGUCGAAGUUCAUGGCAGCCCACCCUGAAAUGGACUUUUCCAAGUGCAAGUUCAACUAGCCGUCCAAUGACAUGCCAUAGCCGUCUGUGAUUUCACCUUCAUCUUUCAGUGACCUUGACACUGCAUCUUGUGGCGUAGUUAACAUGGCCACAUCAAGUAUCACCAAAGCUGUUGUGUCGGACAUAUAAUCAUAUAAAGUGUGAUUGCUUUUCUUGAAAGUAUUUGUGAAGAUUGCCUAAGGCAUUAAAUAUAACAUAUUUGCAUGAAUGUGAAUGGAUAUAUCAUUCUUGGAUGGAAAUAUUAUAGUCUGCUUACACUACCAUUAUUUUCUUACUUUUUUUGUUGACUUUAAAUGUUGCAUCCAAUUAACAUUAUAAGUAAUAUAUAUAUAUAUAUAUAUAUAUAUAUAUAUAUAUAUAUAUAUAUAUAUAUAUAUAUAUAUAUAUAUAUAAUAUAAAGUAAAUGUUACUGUUAAGAAUUUAAAUGUUAGUAUUAUUAAGCUUUUUCAUAUUGUGAAAAAAAGCAUUUUACACAUUUGUGUCAUUACUUUCAAUAUAGUUCUUUCCAUUCCAUUUAUAAAUUUGCUUGUUCGUGUGCAAACUGUUUACACAUUGGCUGAUUAAUCUCCUUUUUACUUAGAUAUGGACAGUGCUCUGUGAAAAGGGGGUUUAAUGCAUGUGCGUAAAGUGUCGUCCCAGAUUAGCCUGUGCAGUCCACACAGGCUAAUCAGGGGAAACACUUUCCGCUUGAUUUUUGCUAAGAUGGGACUUUGUUGAAACUAAAAAUAUCCUAAAAGCGGAACGUGUCAUCUCUGAUCAGCCUGUGUGGACUGCACAGGCUAAUGUGGUACGACACUUGACGCACAUUCAUUAAGCCCCUUUUUCACAGAGCACGGCUCUUAUACAUGUAUGUAAUGUGAUUAUUUGUCAGAAAUAACGUUUCUUGAGCAUGUUUUAUUUCGUUCCAACUCAAGUUCCGUAUUCAUCAAUGCGUUUUUGGACAGAGAAUAAAGAAUAGUCUACCAAGGCUAAUCUGGGAAUACACUUUUUACAUGCAUUAAGCCCAGUUUUCCCAGAACAAGGCUCAUAAAUUAUGAGGAGAUUACGUGGAUUGCCAUUAACUUAGUGUUCUCCAUGUUAGACAGACUCAACAUUUUCAAUUCGUACCCAGGCAUCAUAGGGUGAAUGUACUUUGAGAACUGAUGAGCAGCAAACAGCAUAAAACCUGAACAAACUGCGAGUUACUCUCUGGCUGUUCUGGUUUUAUGCUGAUUGCACAUAGCGAUUGUCACUUUGUUCUGAGUGGGAAAGGGUAAAUAAUACACGUAUGUUUUGUAUUAGACUUGAAUCAGAACAGUUGAUGAAUAUGGACAUGCAAUUCAAAACAUUGUGUCCAUUAUAGACAAUUUUAGUCUACCAUGUGCUCAUUGAUGUGUCUGUGUUGAAUCAAAUCAUUGUAUGCAAUUCCAUUUUGUUCUUUGGCAUCAGGUGUGCAUCGUCCAUUUUCAGUUCAGACUUUCCAUUUUAUAAUGUGUGUUGAAAGAAAUCAUGUUUUGAGUGUUAGUAUUAUAACUGUAAGAUGAUUUGUUAGAGAAUAAAGGUGAACAAAUAUGA